AUGCUGAAACUUUUUGUGAUAACUCUGACAGUUUUACAACUCGGUCAUGCUUUCGAAUGCUACACAUGCAAUACGGAAUUGACUAAAAGUGGACCGUGCAUUGAUAGAAAAACAAUCUGCGAGAAUUCCACAUCCUGCUCAAUGGCAGUAAUGUAUCAUUCGGGUCGUUCGAUUGUCCGUAAAUUCUGCACUCCACCGAACACUCCAAUCUAUCAAUAUCUCAUGAUGAUGCCGGGAGCAAGUAUGUGUCAAAACAUUGAUAUGACUGAAUUGUCACCGCCCGUUCGACAAAGAAGACACGUAGGACCACCAGCAUCUCCAGGAGAACAAGCAUCUCUUCUCUGUGUCUGCACCACCCCAUUGUGUAAUAAGGGAGUCUAUUCGAAGGUUCUGGAGAAUACGAUGCUCAACAAUUUGCCACGUCGUCUGCUCCCACCACUUCCAAAUUAUGAAAAAGAGCCAAAACCAGAACAAAAUAUUGAAUUCGACGAUAAUAUGGCUCAACAAAUGGCUGAUGCUGGGUUCUAA
Caenorhabditis remanei is the source of this 528-nucleotide messenger RNA. RefSeq lists its product as uncharacterized. The transcript has 3 exons. NCBI's taxonomy places the organism in Eukaryota, Metazoa, Nematoda, Chromadorea, Rhabditida, Rhabditidae. Bases 1 to 528 code for a protein of 175 amino acids. The record is from RefSeq and is a predicted model, not a curated record.